UCGCGUCGGCCGCACACGCGCUGCUCCCCCACAGCGCUCAGAAGCCAACGCAUUGGAAAAACAAUUGUAGAAAUCGCCGAGUCGAAAAAGUCAAAAGUAUCUCAAUCUGAACGCGCAACGCAGUGUGCAACAACCAACAUUCGAAAUUCAAACACAAAAAUUAGUGCCAAAAAUAAAAAGCCAACAAAAACAAAAAUAUGUUUUCAAUCGGAAUAUCUAACAAAUCAUGAAAAGCCAGCCAGCCCCAAUGGCCGCUACACGUGUGUGCUUUAGCAAACGUCUCUAAUCGAACCCAGAUCCAAAACACUUGACAACAAAAGCCUCCAAUUGAACAAAACACACACAAAACUUGUGGAACACAGAAAGUGAAAAACAACAACAACAACAACAAUAAAAAAGCAUUCCAAUGUUGUCCUGUUUGGCGCCAUCGUCUACACGUUUUGGCCAAGAGGAUAACAUUAUACAGCAGAGCAUGCCAUCGUCAGCCUUCUCCAUGCAGUUUUCCUCUUUGGCCUCCAGUUUGCACCACCACCAAGCCCACAACAAGCCCAGCAAUGCGGCUGCCAACCCAGAGCUGGCCAGCAGCGCCACAGCCAAUGCAGCUGAGGACUGUUUGGUCAAGUGCACGCAGUGCCACAAGCGCUUCACUGAGUUCCAGUCCUUCAGCGAGCACAUUGCCAACGAGCAUCCGCAUGACAAGCUCAACUAUGAGGCGCAUCGUGCGGCCGCUGAGGCUGCGCAGCCGGAGAGCGAGGCGGAGGAGGAUGAGCAGAGCAAUUUGAGCAGCAGCAGUCGUCGCUAUGCCAAAUCUCCAGCUACCAACAACAACAACAACAACAGCGAAACAGCAAAGAAUCAAAAUAACAACAACAACAGCAACAGCAACAGCGGCAGCCAUAGAAGCCAGCACUCACCUCUCUGCUCACCAGUUGCAGCCACGCCCAACGAUCUGUUUGCCCACCUGCCGCAUCCACCGCCGCAGCUGCCCGCCCAUCUGCACGCCCAAUUCAUGGCCGCCGCCGCCUUGGCCAUGCAAUCCGCCCGAUCCGCCAGUUCACCCAGCCAACAGCAGCAGCAGCAACAGCAGCAGCAGCAGCAACAGCAGCUGCAACAGUCGCCGCAGCUGCAGCAGGCCUUGCUGCUGCCGCCGCCACAGCCCGGCAGCAACAGCAGCGUCGGCAGCAACUCCGCCUAUGACUUGGACUUGAGUGCGCCGCGCUCCACCUCCAGCCCGGGCUCCACAACGGGCGACCUCGGCGCCGCCUUUGCCUGCAUGCAGUGCACCGCCGCCUUCGCCAGCAGCGAGCAGCUCGAGCAGCACCAGCUGCUGCACUCGCCCACGGGUCCACAGACCACACAAAAUGUGACACAGACCUGCAAAAUAUGCCACAAGGCCUUCGCGAACGUGUAUCGCCUCCAGCGGCACAUGAUCAGUCACGACGAGUCGGCGCUGCUGCGCAAAUUCAAAUGCAACCAGUGCGACAAAGCCUUCAAAUUCAAGCAUCAUCUGAAGGAGCAUGUGCGGAUCCAUUCCGGCGAGAAGCCUUUUGGCUGCGACAACUGCGGCAAGCGUUUCUCACACUCGGGCAGCUUCUCCUCCCACAUGACCUCCAAGAAGUGCAUUAGCAUGGGCCUCAAGCUCAGCAACAAUCGCCAAAUGCUCAAAACUCUCGACAAGAAUUCGAACGCUAGACGUUCGCCCUCAGAUCAGCAGCAGCAGCAGAUGGCGGGCAAGCGAAAGCUGCCCGAACAGGUGCUGCCCAAUCCCAUGAACUACUUUGCCGGCGAAGUGCAAAGCCCACCCACUGCUGUCAACGCUCCCGCGCCCUUUUAUUCCAACUACAAUGCCAUGAAUGCGGCUUUGUUGGCAUUCCCGAAUGCUUUUAUGGCGGCCGCGCUGGAUCCGCGCAUGCAUCCCUACAGCAUACAGCGACUCUUGGAGCUGACUGCUGCCGGGCAGCAGCAGCAGCAACACCAGCAGCGGGAGGAGCAGCUGGAGCAGGAUCACAGAGAGGAGCAGAAACUGUAUGAGAACAGCAAAGAUGAUGAUGAGACGCCCGAUGAGCCCAAAUUGGUUAUGGAUUUGGAAGAAUCGGAGCCCAAGCCCACGGCCAGCCCUGAAUUGCCUGUCGCUGAGCCAGUUGCUAUCGAUGUAGGCGUUGUCAAGCAGGAGCCCAGUCGCGAGCCGACGCCCCCGGACACGCCCAAGUCCAUCAAAGUGGAGCACGAGGAGGAGCUGGAGGCAUCGACCGUGGAACAAUCGCGUGCGCAGACACCUCAAGCUCUGCGCUGCAGCCGCUGUGCCAAGCAAUUCAAUCAUCCCACAGAGCUGGUGCAGCAUGAGAAGGUGCUGUGCGGCCUUAUCAAAGAGGAGCUGGAGCAGCAAUACCAACAGCAACAUCAACAGCACCAGCAGCAGCAGCAGCAGCAGCAGCAACAACAACAGCAGCAGCAGCAGCAGCAACACCAACAACAGCAGCAACAGCCACAGUCGAGCUUUGCUCUGCUGCCGUCAGCUAGCGAUGCGGACGAGGAUGAGGAGGACGAGGAGGAGCCACGCCAGGAUUACCAUGCUGGCGGCAGCGACAGUGGCGAGCGCAAAGUGCGCGUGCGCACCGCCAUCAACGAGGAGCAGCAGCAGCAACUCAAGCAGCACUACGCCCACAAUGCGCGUCCCAGCCGGGACGAGUUUCGCUUGAUAGCCGCCCGCCUGCAGCUAGACGCGCGCGUCGUCCAAGUCUGGUUCCAGAACAAUCGUUCACGCGAACGCAAGAUGCAGAGCUAUGCGAGCAACGGCGAGUCCGCAGCUGCAGCUCCAACAGUGCCGCAGCCACGCGCUGGCGAGGAUCAGCCGCUGGACUUGUCCGUCAAACGUGAUCCUUCGCCGUUGUACGGCUUGUCAUCACAGCAGGCAGCUGUGCUGCCCGCACCCGCUGACUUUCAGGAGUCCAUGGCCAUUAAUCUGAGCCGCAAGCUCUCCGGAUCGGCGUCCAUGUCGCCAGCUUCGUUGUCGCCCUGCUCGGGCGCCUCAUCGCUGCAGCAAUCGGCGGCAGCUGCUGCUGCCGCUGCAGCGCUUUACUUUGCGCCCCCCUCGCCGCCCAGCUUGCACGAGUCGGCGCCCGCUUUGGCGACGACGCACAGCGCAGCACCGCGUGGCCAGGCAUUUGCCGGGCUGCCGCCCUACAUGCUGCCACGCCUGCCAAUGGAGGCACUUUUCCAGAUGCGCCCCGGAGGCGACUAUGCGCCCAAUCCGCUCAUGAACAGUAUUAAGCUGCCCGACUAUCGCGGCACCAGCCUUAGCCCCGGCGGCUCCGAGAAGCGUUCGUGGCGCGACGAUGAUUCGCGCAUCUCGCACGAUGAUGACUACGUGCUGACCAGCGGCGGUCUGCUGCCGCCCAAGCCCAAGCGAGUCAAGGCCGAAACACAUGGCCAUGCGGGAGAUCCGGACUUGCCCUUCGUCUGCGAUCAGUGCGACAAGGCGUUCGCCAAGCAGAGCUCACUGGCGCGCCACAAGUACGAGCAUUCCGGUCAGCGUCCCUAUCAGUGCAUGGACUGCCCCAAGGCCUUCAAGCAUAAGCAUCAUUUGACGGAGCACAAGCGUCUGCAUUCCGGCGAGAAGCCAUUUCAAUGUUCCAAGUGCUUGAAGCGCUUCUCCCACUCGGGCAGCUACAGCCAGCACAUGAACCACCGUUACUCCUACUGCAAGCCCUACAGGGAAUAGGUAAGCGACACCUCAGUGC
This is a messenger RNA of Drosophila hydei, 3740 nucleotides long. It is a transcript of the gene zfh1, whose product is annotated as zinc finger protein 1. NCBI's taxonomy places the organism in Eukaryota, Metazoa, Arthropoda, Insecta, Diptera, Drosophilidae. Gene Ontology annotation, biological process: anatomical structure development; regulation of transcription by RNA polymerase II. The record is from RefSeq and is a predicted model, not a curated record. The transcript is spliced from 5 exons. The coding region runs from base 407 to 3721 and encodes 1104 amino acids. Gene Ontology annotation, molecular function: RNA polymerase II cis-regulatory region sequence-specific DNA binding; DNA-binding transcription factor activity, RNA polymerase II-specific.